AUGACGACUACGAUUCAGCAUCCGUCUCUUGGCCAGAUUCGCGGAAAGGCUGUCGACCAUGUUACGCAGUACCUCGGCGUGAAGUAUGCGUCGCUGAAGGAUCGCUUUGCCGAGGCGGAGAUGAUUACGGGGCCAAUGAGCGAAGAUGUGUUUGAUGCUACAGCAUACGGACCGUACCCGGUCACUCCGCCUGAGGGAAUGGACAUUGAGUUCCAGGUAAUCCAACACUCGCUCCCCAAGCCCGACCCCGCCCCAGUCAUGUCGGACGUGGACUGCUUAAACCUCAACAUCACGGUCCCGUCCAGCGUAUCCGGAAAGCCAGCAGCAGGCCUACCCGUUCUAGCAUGGAUCCACGGCGGCGGGUUCCUCUUCGGUGGGAACUAUUUCCCCGCGUACGAUUUCAAGCGCCUGGUCAAGCUGGGCAUGGAGAUUGACAAGCCGUUCAUCGGCGUCAACAUCGGCUACCGCCUCGGAAUCACUGGCAUGCUCACCUCGUCCGAAAUGCGCGCUGCCGGAUACAAGCCGAACAACGGGCUGCGCGACCAAGCCGUCGCGCUGCGAUGGAUCAAAGCGCACAUAGCGGGCUUCGGCGGCGAUGGGGAAAACGUGACAAUAAUGGGCGAAAGCGCGGGCUCCGCGUCCAUCUUCCACCACCUGCACAACACUUCCCCCCUCUUCCGCCGCGCAAUCCCCAUGUCCGGCACCCCGCUCCUGAGCAAGCCGCGCUCGCCCGCCCAGGCAGAAGCCACCUACAGGGCCGUGACAGCGGAGCUGGGAUUGAGCAAAUACACGCCCGCCGAGCGCAUCGCCCUGCUUAGAACCAUGCCCAUGGAAGCCCUGCUAGCCGCAACACCCGACGAACUCUCCCUCAUCCCCGUGCAGGACCCCGCCACCGUCACCGCGCCCACCAGCCUGCGCGCGCUCGCCGCACUCACACCCCCUCCCCACCGUCCCUGGUGCCAGCACCUCCUGACAGGCUCCUGCGCCGCCGACGCCCACGCCUUCACCUACCUCGCACCGCGCGCCUUCGAAGCCUCCGCUGCCUCUCUCGCCCAAGCCUUCACUGCCUCCGUCUCCGCCUCCCUCGCCUCGACCCCCGCUCUCGCUUCCAACCUCCUCGCCGCCUACGCUAUCACACCCGACCUCGCCCGCGAUGAGGCCGAAAAGCGCAUCGUAGCCUUCGGCAGCGCCACGGCGUUCGCGGCGCCUGCUCGCACGUACGCGGGCGCGGGUUUGGCGGAAAAAGCACACGUCUACGCGUUCGAGGUGCGCAAUCCGUGGAAGGGCCCCUUCAAAGGCCACGCGACGCAUAUUCUGGACGUGGCCUUGGUGUUUGGCAAUUUUGAAGAGUUCUUGCCUGAGGAGGUUAGGGGAGUGGCGAGGGCGUUUGCGCGGGACGUCGUGGCGUUUGUGGGGGGGGAGGAGCCGGGGUGGGACGGGGUUAAGGGGGCUGAGGGGGGUGAGGUACGGGUUUAUGCCGAUGGGGGCGUGGGCGUCAGGGGCUGGGCUGAGGGCCAUGUCUUGAUGGACGUUACGCGCGAUGUGGGCGAGUUGGAUUUGUUGGCUGGGGCUUGGGAGGCGUUUUUGGGGGGGCAGUAG
Molecule: messenger RNA, 1599 nt
Organism: Aplosporella prunicola CBS 121167
Lineage: Eukaryota; Fungi; Ascomycota; Dothideomycetes; Botryosphaeriales; Aplosporellaceae
Exons: 4
Coding region: 1-1599 (532 amino acids)
Source: RefSeq, a predicted model, not a curated record